This is a messenger RNA of Rhododendron vialii, 4879 nucleotides long. RefSeq names its product alpha-glucan water dikinase, chloroplastic-like. Gene Ontology annotation, molecular function: ATP binding; kinase activity. The record is from RefSeq and is a predicted model, not a curated record. Gene Ontology annotation, biological process: phosphorylation. Bases 172 to 4584 code for a protein of 1470 amino acids. The transcript is spliced from 34 exons. Lineage: Eukaryota; Viridiplantae; Streptophyta; Magnoliopsida; Ericales; Ericaceae.
UCUGUCUCCGUUUCCUAUUUUCAGGGAAAAAAACAAAAAAACACAAAUCUUGAGCCGAAUCACUCUUUUGCACCUUCCAUUCACACUUCACUGUCUCCGACCUCUCCCUCCACAAUUAUCCGUUAUUUUUCUCUCUACCAUAGCUCUAAAUCAAGAUUCAAGAUUCGGAACAUGAGCAGUUCGAUAGGGCACAACUUGCCUCACCAGAGUUUCCUCGCUCCGACGGCGCUGGAGCACCAAAUUAUUAAGAUCAACCCUUGUUGCAUUUCCGGGCGAAAUAAUUUAUUUCAAGCUCAAGCGUAUUCGCGGUUACGAAAGUCGCCUACUGGUACCAAAUUCUGGGGCAAUUCUCUGAAUGUGGGGAGAGUCAAGUUGCCGAUGGGAACGCAUCGAGUUGGUUCUGUUUUUCCGCGAGCUGUGUUAGCCACUGAUCCGGCUUCUGAGCAACUUACAGGAAAGUUCAACCUUGAAGGAAAUAUUACAUUGCAGGUGGACGUUAGAGCUCCUACUCCAGGUUCUACAUCACAAAUAAAUAUCCAGGUUACAAAUGGUAGUGGCCCCUUACUUUUACACUGGGGUGCAAUACAAAAUAUCAAUGAGAAGUGGGUACUUCCCACUCGUCAUCCUGAGGGAACUAAAGUAUUUAAGAACCAAGCUCUUAGAACUCCUUUUGUGAAAACUGGCUCGGACUCCUUCCUGAAAUUAGAGAUUGAUGAUCCCUCAAUACAAGCUAUAGAGUUUGUUAUAUUUGAUGAACAACACAAUAAGUGGUUCAAAAAUGAUGGUGGGAAUUUCCAUGUUAAGUUGCCGGUGAGAAACAAGUUGAUUCAACCUAUUUCAGUUCCUGAAGAUCUUGUACAGAUUCAAGCAUACAUAAGAUGGGAGAGGAAGGGUAAACCAAUGUACACUCCUGAACAAGAGAAGGAGGAAUAUGAAGCAGCUCGACAAGAGUUAAUGGAGGAAGUUGCAAGGGGCACCUCCAUUCAGGACCUUCGAGUAAGGCUAACAAACAAAAACAAUACAAGUGAAAGUAAGGAGCGGCUUCUUUCUGAAACAAAGAGCCAAAUAACUGAAGAUCUUGUUCAAAUUCAAGCUUAUAUAAGAUGGGAGAAAGCAGGAAAACCUAAUUAUUCCCCGGAUCAGCAACUUAAAGAAUUUGAAGAAGCAAGAAAAGAGUUGCAAAUUGAACUAGAUAAUGGUACUUCUAUCGAUGGAAUACGGAAGAAGAUUACAAAAGGAGAGAUACAAACUAAGGUUACAAAGCAACGAGAAAAGAAGAAGUAUUUUACUGUUGAAAGGAUUCAGCGCAAGAAGCGGGAUUUAAUGGAGCUUCUCAAUAAGCACUCGAGUGGACUUGUGGAGGAAAAGAUCUCACCCGUCUCAGUCAAACCAAAAGUCUUGUCUACGAUUGAGCGUUUUGCCCAGGAAAAGCAAGAACAAGGUGGUGGUCCUAUUACAAACAAGAAAAUUUUCAGGCUUGCUGAUAAGGAACUUCUGGUACUUGUGAUGAAGACUGCUGGUAAGACAAAAGUUCAAUUGGCUACAGAUAUAAAAGAGCCAGUUACCCUUCACUGGGCUUUAUCGAAACAACCCGGAGAAUGGCUAGUGCCACCUCCAACUAUCUUGCCCCCUGGUUCUGCCUCCCUAGACAAAGCCUGUGAAACACAAUUUGUAAGCAUUUCCGACGAUCAAACUUGCAAGGUCCAAUCCUUAGAAAUUGAAAUUGAAGAUGAUGGUUUUGUGGGGAUGCCAUUUGUCCUCUUAUCUGAUGGGAAGUGGAUAAAAAAUGACCGUUCAGACUUUUAUGUUGAAUUCAGUGCUGAACCCAAGCAGGCCCAGAAGGAUGCUGGUGAUGGCCGAGGUACUGCAAAGAAAUUGUUGGAUAAAAUAGCCGAAAGGGAAAGUGAGGCACAAAAAUCCUUUAUGCACCGAUUCAAUAUCGCAGCGGACUUGGUAGAUGAAGCCAAAGAUGCUGGUGAACUUGGCUUUGCUGGAAUUCUGGUGUGGAUGAGGUUUAUGGCUACAAGGCAGCUCAUAUGGAAUAAAAACUACAAUGUGAAGCCACGAGAAAUAAGUAGAGCUCAGGAUAGACUUACAGACCUGCUCCAGAGGGUUUAUGGCACUCAUCCACAACAUCGGGAGCUUUUGCGAAUGAUUUUGUCUACUGUUGGCCGUGGAGGCGAAGGGGAUGUGGGGCAGAGAAUCCGAGAUGAAAUUCUGGUUAUCCAGAGAAAUAACGAUUGCAAAGGUGGAAUGAUGGAGGAAUGGCAUCAGAAGCUACAUAAUAAUACAAGCCCGGAUGAUGUUGUCAUAUGCCAGGCACUAAUUGAUUAUAUCAAAAGUGACUUUGACGUCAGUGUUUAUUGGAAAACCCUUAAGAAGAACGGAAUAACAAAAGAACGCCUUCUGAGUUAUGAUCGUGGAAUCCAUUCUGAACCAAAAUUCAGAAGGGAUCAAAAGGACAGUCUUUUGCGUGAUCUAGGAAAUUACAUGAGAACAUUGAAGGCAGUUCAUUCAGGUGCAGAUUUGGAGUCUGCUAUUUCGAAUUGCAUGGGCUACAGGGCUGAGGGACAAGGCUUCAUGGUAGGGGUACAGAUAAAUCCUAUAUCAGGCUUGCCAUCUGGGUUUCCGGAAUUGCUCCAAUUUGUGCUAGAACAUGUUGAAGACAAAAAUGUAGAAGCCCUUCUUGAGGGAUUGCUAGAAGCCCGCGAAGAAAUUAGGCCAUUGCUUUUUAAACCAAAUGAUCGUCUUAGGGAUCUUCUGUUUUUGGACAUUGCACUUGAUUCUAGUAUCAGAACAGCAGUUGAAAGGGGGUAUGAGGAGUUGAAUAGAGCUAAACCAGAGAAAAUUAUAUAUUUCAUCACUCUUGUUCUUGAAAACCUUGCACUUUCUUCAGAUGAGAACGAGGAUCUCCUCUAUUGCUUAAAGGGAUGGAAUCAAGCUCUGAGCAUGUUAAAGAAUGGGGAAAGUCAUUGGGCAUUGCAUGCAAAAUCAGUGCUUGACAGAAGCCGACUUGCACUUGCAAACAAGGCAGAGUGGUACCAUCAUUUAUUGCAACCAUCUGCUCAGUAUCUUGGAUCACGGCUUGGAGUGGAUCAAUGGGCUGUGAAUAUCUUCACAGAAGAAAUUAUUCGUGCUGGAUCAGCCGCUUCCCUAUCCUCGCUUCUUAAUCGACUUGAUCCUAUUCUUCGUGAAACUGCUAAUUUGGGAAGUUGGCAGGUUAUCAGUCCUGUUGAAGCUGUUGGAUAUGUAGUAGUUGUAGAUGAGUUGCUUGCUGUCCAGAAUAAAUCAUACGCACGACCUACAAUUUUGGUGGCUAAAUCUGUAAAAGGAGAGGAGGAAAUUCCAGAUGGUGCAGUUGCCGUGCUGACCCCUGACAUGCCAGAUGUCCUAUCUCAUGUUUCUGUGCGAGCAAGAAAUUGCAAGGUCUGCUUUGCUACAUGCUUUGAUCCCAAUAUCUUGGCUGACCUUCAAGCAAAUGAAGGGAAGCUGUUGCAACUAAAACCAACAUCUGCAGAUGUAGUGUAUAGCAAGGUGGAGGGUAACUUAACAAGUUCAAGUUCAGCUAACUUCAAAGAAGGCCCUUUGCCCUCUUUAAAACUGGUCAGAAAGAAGUUUGGUGGUAAAUACGCCAUAUCAUCGGAGGAGUUCACGAAUGAAAUGGUUGGAGCUAAGUCACGUAAUAUCGCAUAUCUAAAAGGAAAAGUGCCAUCUUGGGUUGGGAUUCCUACCUCAGUUGCUCUACCGUUUGGAGUUUUCGAGAAAGUUCUUUCAGAUGAUUUAAAUCAGAAAGUGGCAGAAAAGUUGCAGUUCUUGAAGAAGAAGUUAGAAGGAGAUGUCAGUGCCCUCGGGGAGAUCCGUAAGACAGUCUUGGAGCUUGUGGCACCAUCCCAGUUGGUACAAGAACUGAAAAACAAGAUGCAGAGUUCUGGCAUGCCUUGGCCUGGAGAUGAAGGUCAGCAGAGAUGGGAGCAAGCAUGGGUGGCUAUAAAGAAAGUGUGGGCUUCAAAGUGGAAUGAGAGAGCAUACUUAAGUACAAGAAAAGUGAAGUUAGAUCACGACUACCUUUGCAUGGCUGUCCUGGUUCAGGAAAUCAUAAAUGCUGAUUAUGCAUUUGUCAUCCACACUACAAAUCCAUCUUCAGAAGACUCAUCAGAGAUAUAUGUUGAGGUGGUGAAGGGCCUUGGGGAAACAUUAGUUGGAGCCUAUCCAGGUCGUGCUUUGAGUUUUGUGUGCAAGAAGAGUGAUCUCAACUCUCCUCAAGUAUUGGGUUACCCGAGCAAACCCAUUGGCCUUUUCAUAAGACGGUCAAUCAUCUUCCGGUCUGAUUCCAAUGGUGAAGAUCUUGAAGGUUAUGCUGGAGCGGGACUUUACGAUAGCGUCCCAAUGGAUGAAGAAGAAAAAGUUGUGCUUGAUUAUUCGUCAGACCCAUUGAUAAUGGAUGCUAAGUUUCGGCAAUCAAUCCUCUCAAGCAUUGCCCGUGCUGGAAGUGCAAUUGAGGAGCUAUAUGGAUCUCCUCAGGACAUCGAAGGUGUCGUCAGAGAUGGGAAAAUCUACGUUGUCCAAACAAGACCUCAGAUGUAACUCUGAUUCUUCUCUAUUUCUACACUAUUUUCACAAAUAACGUAGGGGAAAGUUACCCGAAUACCGUAGUCACAGGAGAUAAAGAAAGAAGAAAAAUGAGAGAGAGAGAGAGAGAGAGAGAGAGAGAGAGAGAGAGAGAGAGAGAGAGAGACGAAUAGCCAAAUGAGAAAUGAGAACAUAGUUGACAGUUGAAUAACUGGAUGAGAUAACACCCACUCCCUUUGAGAGUGUGUGUGUGAGUGUUUGUAUGCGGUUGUAUUAUUGAUGAACUUAAUUCGUAAAAUGUGUUUUCAAA